AAAACUUCGACUCGUCACCUCCGAUAUGGACCGGCCCGACUCCUCUCGGCCCGUCCUAUCCGACCGUGUCCUUAUAAACGGCGUCGUCACGCCGCUCACGUUCUUUGCCGACGGCGUUCUCCGGUGGACGGAGCGACGCCAGCGGACCUUGAUCGUCGAGAAGGAGGUCCUCGGCCUCAAAGUGGAGGGUCCGAAGAUCAGAAUCGGAGCUCUGGUCCACGCCGGAGCUGGAAUCUGCUGCGUCGCGAGCGGAGGAGGAGGAGGAGGAGCUCUGGUCAGGCGGGACUUGGUGUUCGAGCCUCUCUCCGAGGACUUGCGGAAGCUCUGGUGCCAGAAGCUUCUGGAUUUCAUCGAUUCGCUUGGAAGGCCGAGGAGGCUGUUAGUUUUUGUGAAUCCAUUCGGAGGGAGCAAAGCUGCUUCGAAGAUAUUCGCAGAUGAAGUGAAGCCGCUUUUUGAUGAUGCUGGUGUUCAGCUUACACUGCAAGAAACUCAGUAUCAACUGCAUGCCAAGGAAGUUGUGAAAACUCUGGAUCUUUCCAAGUAUGAUGGCAUUGUUUGCGUUAGUGGGGAUGGAGUCUUGGUUGAGGUAGUAAAUGGACUCCUUGAGAGAGAAGAUUGGGACACUGCAAUUAAGAUGCCUCUUGGAGUAGUUCCUGCAGGUACUGGGAAUGGAAUGGCGAAAUCUCUUCUAGAGUCUGUUGGUGAACCUUGUAAAGUGACGAAUGCUGUUCUCGCCAUUAUUAGAGGACAUAAGCGAUCAUUGGAUGUAUCUACCAUAUGGCAGGGGAAGACAAAAUUUUUUAGCGUGUUGAUGCUUGCAUGGGGCUUAGUAGCAGAUGUUGACAUUGAGUCUGAAAAGUAUAGGUGGAUGGGAAGUGCUCGUUUAGAUAUCUAUGCCAUUCAACGAAUUGUGCAUUUGAGGCAAUAUAACGGAUCUAUUUCUUUUGUGCCUGCACCUGGCUUCGAAGGUUUUGGGGAGCCUACUAGUUACAAGGACGGUGGUGAAUCGACAAACACUGAUCCAAGUCAAGAGAAGCCUGUUAAGGUUCGACAACUUGGCUAUGAGGGUCCUGAUAUUAGCUUGGAGAACAUGAACUGGAGAACAAUUGAAGGACCGUUUGUUUCAGUGUGGCUUCACAAUGUACCUUGGGGAGGUGAAGAAACAAAGGCAGCUCCUGAUGCCGAGUUCUCAGAUGGCUAUCUAGAUGUUAUAAUUAUGAAGGCUUGUCCAAAGUUAUCCUUGCUCUCGCUAAUGACAGGGUUGAGCAGGGGGACUCAUGUCAAGUCACCAUAUGUGUCGUACUUCAAGGUGAAAGCAUUUGUUUUGGAGCCUGGUGCUCGUGCUGAGGAUCCAACGAAGGAAGGGAUAGUAGACUCGGAUGGUGAGGUACUCGCUAGAGGCAAAGGAGCAUACAAAUGUCAGCAGAAGACACUAAUGUCAUACGAUAAACUUCAAAUAACUGUGGAUCAAGGUUUGGCCACUCUGUUUACCCCAGAACAGAAUAUACACUUUUCAUGAUUUGAUGUUUGGUGAUUGGGACAUACCGCACAUGAUACUAUGAUAGUCGUAUUUGUACAAUCUGCUCAAGUGUAUAGCCUCAACAACAAAAUAGCCAAGGGAUCAAGUUAUAAACAGUGAGGCGUUCCCUGGUAAAUUGCUUGCUGAAAAAGUAGUGUGCAGCUCAUGUUUCAAGAUCUAGCUUUGAUUUUUCAGUUUUGGUUUGAGAUAGACUUGUAGUACACCUCUCCAGUUUAUUGGCAAUGCUGUACAUGUAUUCAUACUCAUCUCGGUGGAGAAACAACCGAGUAACACCACAAAGCCAAACUAUAUGGACUAAUAUAUUCACUGAUCCCAUUUCCAAAUUCCAAU
This is a messenger RNA of Fragaria vesca subsp. vesca, 1870 nucleotides long. RefSeq names its product sphingosine kinase B-like. Bases 26 to 1519 code for a protein of 497 amino acids. Gene Ontology annotation, molecular function: kinase activity. NCBI's taxonomy places the organism in Eukaryota, Viridiplantae, Streptophyta, Magnoliopsida, Rosales, Rosaceae. Gene Ontology annotation, biological process: sphingosine biosynthetic process. The record is from RefSeq and is a predicted model, not a curated record. The transcript is spliced from 10 exons. Gene Ontology annotation, cellular component: membrane; intracellular membrane-bounded organelle; cytoplasm.